Phytophthora infestans T30-4 is the source of this 420-nucleotide messenger RNA. RefSeq lists its product as uncharacterized. The transcript is spliced from 2 exons. The coding region runs from base 1 to 420 and encodes 139 amino acids. Lineage: Eukaryota; Oomycota; Peronosporomycetes; Peronosporales; Peronosporaceae. The record is from RefSeq and is a predicted model, not a curated record.
AUGAUCGCGUGGAACCAAGAGGAAUUGCUGGAGAUCUCGCAGUAUCUCGAGAGCUCGAGCAGUCGGUCACGUCGUCGCGAACGUCGGAGAUCAGGGUCUGGUCAGCACACUAACUCGAGUCAGAGCUCACGUCGUCGACAUUACAGUGGCGAGAACUCGAGCAGCUCGGCGACUUCCGCUGGGCGGAAGGAGUCGCCCAUACACGAUAAACAUUACGAUUACUCUGACAGCCCCACGGCCGAGAACUACGGGGAGAAGGAUAAAUUCUUCGAAGAAGAGUCGGUAGAGUCUGGACCGUGGACGGAGUGUCUGCCGACCGAGCGCUCUGGUAACUGGGCUGUCGUGUUCGACGAGGAUCGACAGGAGUAUGUGCGGAUUCGAGACAACCCACGAGCGAUCUGUAUUGAUGAGCUGGAUUGA